UCAGAUGAUGGAGUAGGUUAAAAUGUCCUUGUUUGGUCUCUUCGGUGGAGCUGAUUCCGACUCAGAUGAGACUGAAGAAGUAAAUAGAACUGAAGAGACUUAUGAAAAUGAAGAAAAAGAGGAAAAUACUGAAGAAGAAAAUAACGAAGAGGAAGAACAUGGAAGAAGUGUGAUCGCCAAAUCAAAAUGGAAAGGAGUCUUGGACGAAUAUGAUGCCAGCUCCUUCCUUCAUCACUUCGUCAAGGACGAUACAGACGAAACGAAGAAGGACGAUGAAAACAGCAAAGAAAGUGAUGGGGAGAAGGAAAAAGAAAAAGUCCCCGAAGACCAGACGAACCUUUCAAAUAUUUCAAAAAGCUUUCUGUCGAGAGAAGCUUGUGAGAAAGCUCUGGAGGCAACCCUACACAACCAACGGAAAAUCACAGCAGAGUUACGGAGACAGCAAGAAUUGGAAGAACGUCUCAGAGAUGAAGAGAUUGCUGCAAUACAGGGGGAGAUACAGUCAGACAGGGAGCAUUGGCAACCUGUGUACAGUGAUGAGGAGUGUGAGGGUGUAGAGAUAGAAAACAAGAUCAGGAAGAAAAGAGAGUUUACUGUCUCCACAAACUUCAGAGCUGGUGAUGGUGUACAGUAUCCCCCGGGGGAAAGAUGGAAAAGGUUAAAAUUAAUGGCGGAAACUAAAGUAAAAAAUAAUCCAGAAAAGUAUUCAAGUAUUCCUAAAAAUAAAUUCCCUCUUCGGCCUUGAUGGAACUGACCCUCGGAGAAAUUUAUCCGGAUCUUGGAUCCUGAAAUCUGAGAAGAACUGAAUCCGGAUCCAGAUACGAAUAAUUAAUUUUAAUGUUUACAAUUGUGAGAUAGUUUGAAUUAGAAAUUUUAUUAAUUUUAUGUCCUCCUGUACUAUGUUGUUUUUUCCUAACAUUCGGAGAAAAUAUAAUUAGUAAUGAAAAUCAA
Eurytemora carolleeae is the source of this 951-nucleotide messenger RNA. Its product is annotated as histone-lysine N-methyltransferase SETD1B. The coding region runs from base 23 to 745 and encodes 240 amino acids. The transcript is spliced from 7 exons. The record is from RefSeq and is a predicted model, not a curated record. Lineage: Eukaryota; Metazoa; Arthropoda; Copepoda; Calanoida; Temoridae.